Messenger RNA from Eufriesea mexicana, 4868 nucleotides. Its product is annotated as C-Maf-inducing protein. The transcript is spliced from 8 exons. NCBI's taxonomy places the organism in Eukaryota, Metazoa, Arthropoda, Insecta, Hymenoptera, Apidae. The record is from RefSeq and is a predicted model, not a curated record. Bases 1143 to 4232 code for a protein of 1029 amino acids.
ACGCCGAGCGCCGCGACGCCCUCUCUCCUUUUCUUAACCCCAGCGCGUCCCCACCUGUGCUUGUUCACAAUCGUGUCAGACAUUUAAGCGUCACGUCGGAAACAUGCCUCCCUCUUUCUCUCACUCUCUCUCUCUCCUCACUUCCCCUUUGUUUCUCUCUCUCCUUCGCUCUUUUCGUUCGUCGUUCAUCGACUCGUUGUCUCGCGUCCAGAACAAGAAUUCGUCGACGAACUCGGUGCUCGCGUUUCGUGUUCCCUGUCGUUUCGCCGUGGAAACAGACAGACAGAGAAAGACAGCGGGGAACGGAGAGAGACAGAGGAACUGGCGCACGCAGCACGCGAACCGACACUUCUUUGCCGCGUGAACUAUAUAUUCUUCUUUUUUUUCCAGAGGAAGAAACGUGCUGGUCGCUGCGCGAGUGUUUCCGUGCGAGUUUCGUGGUUCGAUUGAGCGAGUGACGAUUGAAAAAUCACGAGGACAGAGGAUAGAUAGAGAGAGAGAGAGAGAGAGUGAGAGACAAAAGGGACUAGAAGAUAAGAGUGGUGCGCGCUGUUUCUCCGUUGGCAAGAUGUGCCGUGGCCAGCUGCGAUGCGUGGACGAAACGUUCAACUCGGCCAGGCUAACAACCAUCUUUAAGGGUUUCCCGGUGUGCAGACAGGAAAUCAGUAUGUCUUAAUGCGCGAAGACUCGUGGAUUCGACGUUGCUGCUGGGCUCUUACCUCGUGCUCAUUGAAUCGCUUUGUCUGAAUGGGGUGGCGGUGAACGACCGUUUCUAGGUCGCUCGAGAUCCAUGAGAGCUUAAUUGACGCGCUUCGAGGGAUUCUAGGAGCGGGUGGACGGAAAUUGGGACAUCGAACGCGCGGACCUUUCGCGCGGACGAAUUCGGGACAAAGGUUCCUUCCUACUCGGUUUCUCACGUCGCUGAGAAACCUGGUUUUUCUUGCCCCCCGAUCUCGUCGCCCAGUGUCGAUAGUUCCACGUCAAAUCUGAAAACGGCCCGGGCCAAAUUGGGUCAUCGGCGGAUAGCAGCACGGUGUGAUCAACGUCGACGGGCCAGCAUUUUCAACGGAAUUUCCAAUAGAAAUAGGUGCCGUUAGAACAAGAACCAACGUCUCGCGUGAACGUGGAAUCAUAAACUCGACAUGUUUUGUUUCCAGACGCCGUUCACACGCGCCUCACGCGUGCUCGUGUUCUCCCUGUCGUCCAGCAAAACGAAGGCCUCCUCCAUGAGCAUGAUCCUCCCAGUAAGCAAGACCUCGAACCCCAAGUGCGAGAGACAAGACUCGGAAGCGACUAGCGAAGGUUCCGGCUCUUCUAUCGGGUAUAUAGACCAGGAACCCGUAGCUUCAGACACCAGCAGCACGGACAGUACGCUCCCGGAUAUCAAAGCAGAUUACCUAGACCCGGAGACGUUGUCGCCUGGGCCAGAUUCCCUCACAGCACCAGCUUCUGUGGACGUCGUGGAGAAUGGGAUAGACGAGUCGAACGAUUGCAACGCGUCUUUGGACGACAACCAACAGAGUCACUGCGUCGCUCCAUCCUCUUCCUUGGAGAAGCAGUCGUACAGUAACAGACGAUGCAAGAAACUGCUUCUCCGUUUACGUUCCGACUCCUCCGACUCGACCAACAACAAAGAGGACAGUCUGGACGCGGUUGACGAUUCCAUCGUAGCCGAGUCACCUGUCUCGAAUAAAGAACGCGAGGACGAGGAGACGGAGUACAAAACGGGAGACACCACGACCAAGUUGCUCACCAACUCGUCGCCGUCGGUGUUGAUCGAUUCCGUGGAUCCCGAUGAGGAGGCUCUCGGGAGCUCCAGAGUCUCUACCGUCUCCGAGAACGACAUAACCUCUCUGCAGAACGCGUUCAGCGAGUCGGAGAAGGAGAAUGCGUCUAAUCAGGAAACGGAAACGGAGACGGAGGAGGGCUCCUCCUUGCCAUUGAGUCCUGCUGGUCCAUCCACCGGAGGUUUGUCCACGUCCUCUGCGCCUUAUUACAACUUCCUCUGCGUGAAUGGCGGAGCCAUGCGUCAGGAGAUGACCAGUACUAGCUCUCCGCAGUUGUCCUCGGAUAGCAAUCAUAGAUCCAGCGCUGAAUCCACACCGGUUGACAAGUGCAGCUCCUUCAACGCGGAGAAGAGUUCCAGGAUAGACACGCUGAAGCCAGAGGAGAGCACGUUUUCCCUGCCUGCCGCGAGGUCUUGCCCAAAUUUAGAGAGACAGAGUGCUGGGUGUUCGCCGACCAGUGGGUCCUCUGCUUCUAGUCCUAGUCCAGGCCCUGUUGGGCCUAGGUUUAAGCCGAUAGAGGAGGGAGACAUUCAAGUGUGCUUUUUGAAUUAUACAAACCUCGUGAAGAAGAUUCUGUCGAGUAAAUAUUUGAGGAGGUGGGAAACGCAUCAUCUUUAUUUGAACGACACCUGCGUUUCGUCUAAAACGCGAACGGGAUUUUUUCGACAACCAAUACCGUAUAGUAGCAUGUCAGACAUACGAAAAUAUGCUGUUACUAGAUGGGAUCCUACUUACGAGAGCUGCCUUAGCAUAUUUCUGCCUAACAGUUCUCUUCUUCUCCAAGCGAGUAAUGCUUAUACGAGGGACCAAUGGUAUCAUUCGAUAUUAUGGAAGAGAAGUAUCUUCAAAUACCAGCACCUAGUAUCUUUAAAUACUCGAGACGAGGUGGUGAUCAAGGAGCUGAAAUCGAUGGUAGAUUUCGCGUUGUGGACGUCUCUCCAGGACGAAAGGGUGUCUUUGGCUCCAUUGGAAGCCGUUGCGAAGCACUUGGAGGACUCGAUAUUCGAGGGUUCGGCGAGGAAGAAGUCGGAAAAGUCGAUCGAGGAGGUAUCGAGAUACCAAAAUGAUCGGAAGCAUUGGGCAGAGACUGUUCUGGCCGUGGUGUCUCCACUGCUGUACAAAGUAGCGCCUCCGGUCUGUCUGACGAGGGUGAUCGUGAAGCUGGUUCAGAAUCCACAGUCGUCCUUGGUCACAUCCAUAAGCCCGGCCAUCACCAGGUGCCUGAAGCACACCGUGGACUUCGGCAAGACUCUGGACAUGAGGAAACUGUUGCAAGUGUUCAUUGCUGCUCUGUGCACGAUGCAUGGCGAGCAGACGAUCAGAGAUUACAUAGCCUCGGUUCAUGGGCCUGGGAGCGACUGUCCUCAUCCUAGGGUGCUUCCUAACCUAAUCUCCGUCUGCGUCGCUGCAAUUUUUCAUAGAUUCGAAGUGGCCAAUCGUUCCGUGCCGGAAGACGGGAAGUCGCCGACUUUGCCUCCACUCAACUGCUACCUGAUGGUGCUAAAUAUCGCAUCAGAGUAUGCCGAUUGGAGGCCAGAACUUGGUGCUUUAUUGCAACCAGUGCCGUUCCCGGAGGAAGCUUUUGGCACAAAGAAGGUCCGACAAUCGAUAUUAAUGUGCGUGAUAAAUCGGUUGGCAAAAGACACGAGAUGCGUGGUCCAUAGCGUUCUACUUCCGGUUAGAGAGCACAGACGUGGAUGGAUCCAUAUCGUUGCACCAUCCAGCCCAAAUUGCCCUGAUCAAGGAGAAUUAUUUGGUGAAAUGCUGACCACCUUAUUGGCAUGCUGCUGUCGGAGGAAGAAUUUUAUUACUUGGCUGAUGAAGCAACUACGCGACGAUUGUAUACUUCUGGCAGUGAGAGGCUGCGAGGCUGCCCAAGAAGCUCUGUGCCUGAUGUUAGAGUGGCGUUUGUCGAAUAAGGAAGAUAAAUUGCAAAUAGUCAAUGCAUUAGAGUCAACCACCUCGGGCAAAGAACGUUACGUUGCUCUUUGCCAAAGGGAGAGUUAUUUGCAGCAACUGUUAAGAGAAGGUGGCCCUAGACGAUUAUCAUUGCCAGCCCGCGCGACAGAUGCGGAUGUCGCUCUACUCCUAAACGGAAGGGCUCUUGGUAAUCUGGAAUACCUUAGUUUGGCCUUUACCUCGGUCACCUCUGCCUGUGCCGAGCAGUUAAUCAAGUUACCAGCUUUGAGAAAUUUGAACUUGUGGGGAACGCAAUUCGGUGACGCUGGCCUGCAAAUGAUUAGCGAACAUCUGCAGACACUGCAGGUUCUGAAUCUCUGUGAAACCCCUGUUUCUGAUAAAGGAAUUUCUACGUUGACCUCAUUAACGAGCUUAAGAGAGCUAAUCCUGAACAGCACCAAACUGUCAGUUCAGACGCUCGAAUCCCUGAAGAAGUGCUUGCCAGCUUUGCAAGAGUACGACAUAAGAUACACGGAUGCUUGGUAGCCAGAACUUUCAUCGUACGUUCAAUCGAACAAACCCAAGAGUAAUUCCAAGAUCAAAGAAAGCAAAGAAAGUUCGAGAUAGAUAAGAAUUAGAAGAGAGAAGAAAAGAUUCAAGCGGUAAAAUAUUUGUCGAGUCAACGAAGUAAUUGGAGGCAUGGUGCAUGCUGUUUCAUCGACGAAACUAAGAAAGUUAUUUAGACGUAAAAGAUGAUAAUAUAUGCAACAUGGCCGAAAGUGUCUGUUAGAGACAUGUAGUUAAGAGUCUGGAUAGUUCAAGUCCCAACAGGGACAACCCUUUUCUGUUUUAUGAACGAGAGAUAUUUAGAAGUCGCUGUUAAGAUUGACUAAAAGCAAAGCACGUGACUAGGACCACAAUAAAAGCCUGACUUUAGAGGGUUUGUUCGAAAAGAACGAACGAAAUAAAACUUCCACAAAAUGUGUCGUAAACUGCCCAAGAACCGUUGUUUCGAUUAAAAAAAUGAAAGGAAAUAAAAAUCGAGACGUUCAAGGACACACGUCGAAAUUAGAAUAGCUGAGAGUGGAAAUUCAUAACGACUCUAUAAAUAGUUGAUCCAUAUGGGAUAAGUAAGAGGACAUCGAGAGAUCGUUUCGAUGGCGCAGGGACUUGCUCUUUGGA